Messenger RNA from Eutrema salsugineum, 648 nucleotides. RefSeq lists its product as uncharacterized. The record is from RefSeq and is a predicted model, not a curated record. NCBI's taxonomy places the organism in Eukaryota, Viridiplantae, Streptophyta, Magnoliopsida, Brassicales, Brassicaceae. Bases 1 to 648 code for a protein of 215 amino acids. The transcript is spliced from 3 exons.
AUGCGGUUGAAGCUUGAAGCAAUGAGUGCUGAUUCCACAGUUUUUCCUGGCCGCUGGUACUACAAGUGUCUGAAGUACUUGAAUGAGGGGACUUUUGAGCACAUAUUUCAAUGGUGGGAUGACGGUGUGACAGAGCAGCUGGAGAGAUACAAGAUACGGCUUGAUGAGGCAAUGGGGAAACAGCUACAUUUGGAAACACAUGUUCGCCUUCUUCAAGGUGAAGUUGCUCGCAUGAAGGAGGAGCUUGCAAACCAAGGAGACACAGGGGUUGUGGCUUCCGACCCAGCUGUUGGCAAAUUAAAGGAAGAAAGAAGUGGGCAAAACGACGAUGACUUGGUGAAAGCUGCUCAUCAAAUAUUUUUCAGUGACCACCAGUUUAAGUUUGGCCUCGAGCAUUGUUGGAGAGAAUUACGGCACGACCAGAAGUGGUGCACCUCCACAGCGGACAAAGACUCUGCAAAAAAGAAACGAAGAAAGGGGGACGAGACUUCGGCUCACGGUAGUCAACCUGAAAUACUUGUAGAUAGCUCUCCUGAAGCUCGGCCGCCUGGAGUAAAAGCAGCAAAAGCUGCUGCUAAAAAGAAGGUGAACGGAGAUGCUAAAGACGAAGGGAAAAAAUGGAUGACUUCAAGGACUUGUGGGAAAUAA